UGUUAGAGUGUCGAGUUUCAUACAAACCACUCGUUAUUCAGAGGCUGCAGAUGGCAGUCCAGCCCGUCAUGCUGCGACUAGCCAGGCCUGCCGGCGCACAACUGCGCAGGCAGUUACUCGCGCGAGGAGCUACUUCUCAGCGGAGAGCCUUCGCCGAGAAGAAAGAUUCCAUCUUGAGUUCGGACCCGGCAUUCAUGCCAGGGAGCCAGAGUGCUUCGGCUCCUCUCAAGACGGAAGUACCUCUGGGCCCUGGCGGCCCGGGAAGUCCAGCACCUCCGAUCACCCCUGCGACGCCUAGCUCUUCGUCGACCAUCCCCCCCGAGAACGUCCCAAAGAUUCCUCCCAGCCCGGCACAGGUUCAGACGGCACCGCCCACAAGUUCCGCCACCGUGAGCCCGUCAGAACCCACUCCGCCGCCUCCGCCUUCGAAACCAGCGGCGCCGGCACCGCGACGUUUUCGACGCAUCAGGGCCCUGUUCUACCUGCUCUUGCUCAGCGGUCUGACAUACGGAGGAGCCGUGGUAUAUGCAUUGCGAAACGACAACUUUCACGACUUCUUCACCGAGUACAUCCCCUACGGAGAGGAGGCGGUCCUUUACUUCGAGGAACGAUCGUUCCAGAAGAGGUUCCCCCAUGCCAAGCACAACGUGCACCGUAUCAACCGAUCAGACCGGGAAAAUGUUGACGGCAAGACUACGACGAUCCCUCAGAGAUCAGGGCUUUCGUGGAGGGCUGUUCAGGACGAACCCAAGGGCAGUGAUCUGACACAAAAGGGCAAGCAUAACAGCGCGACGGAUGCCAACAAGGCUUCGACUCAAGCUCAGAUUGACCCAGCAUCCGCAAGCCCAAAAGAGAAGAAGGCGGCCGUCGAGACAGCCAAACGAGACAGCGCUGGGGAGAAGGCCACUGAGUCCACCGUCCCGAGCCCAGCUACACCGAGCCCCAAGUCAGAUCCUCGGCCCCCAGCUAUCCCUCCUGUCACGCAAAUAUCGCCUCUCACAGUGGGCAAUGCCGAUGAACCGGUCGUUCAAGAGCUCGUCAAGAUUGUCAACGACAUGAUUACAGUAGUCAACUCGGAUUCUCCCGACGCCGCGAAUAAAUAUUCAGCUCCGAUGACCAAAGCCAAGGAGUCGCUGGAAAUGGUGGCUGCCAAGAUCCACCAAGUGCGUGAGGCCGAGAGAAAAGCCGCCGAAGAACAAGUUGCACAGGCACACAAGGAAUUCGAAGAGGGUGCUCAACAACUCUUGAAGCGUAUUGAGACCGCACAGGCCGAGGAUGAAGCUAGCUUCCGGGAGGAAUUUGAGACCGAGCGAAGACGCAUUGCACAAUUAUACGAAGAGAGGCUCAAGCAUGAGGUCCAGCGCAGCACAGAGUUGACUGAACAGCGACUCAGAAAUGAACUUGCCGAGCAAGCCAUCGAGAUGAAGCGCGACUUUGUCUCCCAAAUCAAGUCUCUGGUCGAGUCUGAACGAGAGGGCCGUCUGUCCAAACUCUCGGAUCUCAGCACCAACGUCGACGACUUGACUCAGCUGACCUCCAACUGGAACGGCGUCAUUGAUGCUAACCUGGCCACCCAGAAGCUGCAGGUUGCGGUGGACGCCGUGCGAUCUGCUCUCUCUCGGUCUGCGGCGUCCGAGGCUCGCCCCAAGGCGUUUGUGCGCGAGAUGGCCGCACUCAAGCUCGCGGCCGAGGGUGACCCGAUUGUCGACGCAGCGAUCGCCUCGAUCAACCCGGCCGCGUACCAGAAGGGUAUCCCCAGCCAGCCACAACUGAUUGACCGUUUCCGACGCGUGGCCAACGAGGUGCGCAAGGCGAGUUUGCUCCCCGAAGACGCGGGCGUCGCGUCCCACGCGGCCAGCUUCGUCCUGUCCAAGGUCAUGUUCAAGAAGCACGGACAGCCCACCGGUUCGGACGUCGAGAGCAUCCUGACCCGGACCGAGACUCUGUUGGAGGAAGGAGACCUCGACGCCGCCGCCCGGGAGAUGAACUCUCUGCAGGGCUGGGCCAAGGUGUUGAGCAAGGAUUGGUUGGGUGACGUUCGCAAGGUCCUCGAGGUUAGACAGGCUUUGGACGUCAUUGAGACCGAGGCUAGAUUGCAGUGCUUACGGGUUGAGUAGAGAAAAAAACGGGUUGAAAACACACAAUGACAAAAAAGCAUGCAGAAAAAUAAGAGAGAUAGUUGGUGUUUGUUCUUGAAAUGAUCUGCACCACGCUGUGUUAGAGGGAGAGAAAAAGUGAGAAGAACAUUCUUCUCGCAUGAUGUGUAUAAACUGUAUGUAACCGUGAUUAUUAAAUAAAAGGAUCAAGUCAGGUCGCUUUUUCAAU
Messenger RNA from Exophiala oligosperma, 2325 nucleotides. RefSeq lists its product as uncharacterized. The coding region runs from base 51 to 2117 and encodes 688 amino acids. Gene Ontology annotation, cellular component: MICOS complex. The record is from RefSeq and is a predicted model, not a curated record. Gene Ontology annotation, biological process: cristae formation. NCBI's taxonomy places the organism in Eukaryota, Fungi, Ascomycota, Eurotiomycetes, Chaetothyriales, Herpotrichiellaceae. The transcript has 2 exons.